This is a messenger RNA of Cuculus canorus (common cuckoo), 2210 nucleotides long. RefSeq names its product solute carrier family 5 member 10 (gene SLC5A10). The record is from RefSeq and is a predicted model, not a curated record. The transcript is spliced from 15 exons. The coding region runs from base 162 to 2006 and encodes 614 amino acids. Gene Ontology annotation, cellular component: plasma membrane. Gene Ontology annotation, biological process: transmembrane transport. Gene Ontology annotation, molecular function: D-glucose:sodium symporter activity. Lineage: Eukaryota; Metazoa; Chordata; Aves; Cuculiformes; Cuculidae.
GGACACCAGUGGGGAAGGAAGCCACAGACAGCCCGGCUGCCCCCUCAGGUGCCUCUGGAAGCGAAGCUCCUGCUGCAGGCUGGUUUAACGAUAACUGCGAGUUACUGAUUCGGUGACUGCAUGGGGCUCUUGUUGAGGAUGAAGAAGGAGGCAGAGGAACGAUGGAGGGCAAUGCCACUGCUGCACCCUUCACCCCCUUGCAGCAGUUCAGCGUUGCUGACCUUGUUGUCGUAGUGGUUUACUUCUCCUUAAACGUUGCAGUGGGAAUAUGGUCUUCGUGCAGGGUGAACAGGAACACUGUCAGUGGCUAUUUCCUCGCUGGCAGAGACAUGGCGUGGUGGCCAAUCGGCGCCUCACUCUUUGCCAGCAGCGAAGGCUCAGGGCUCUUCAUCGGCCUCGCCGGGACAGGUGCUGCCGGGGGAAUCGCAGUCACCGGCUUCGAGUGGAACGCCACUUACGCUCUUCUGGCACUGGCCUGGGUGUUCGUGCCGGUCUACAUCUCCUCUGGGAUUGUCACGAUGCCCGAGUAUCUCCAGCGAAGAUUUGGAGGGGAGAGAAUCCGGAUGUACCUCUCUGGCCUGUCGCUCCUGCUCUCCAUCUUCACCAAAAUCUCUACGGACCUGUACUCAGGAGCCCUCUUCGUGCAAGUCUGUCUGGGCUGGGACCUUUACCUCUCCACUGUCCUGAUGCUGGUGGUCACCGGGCUCUACACCAUUGUGGGGGGGCUGGCGGCUGUCAUCUACACUGAUGCGCUGCAAACGCUCAUCAUGGUCCUUGGAGCCAUCGCGCUGGCUGUGAAAGCUUUUAAUGAGAUUGGAGGUUACCCCAACCUGGAAGAGGCCUAUUUAAAAGCCAUGCCAUCCAAGAUUGUUCCCAACACUACCUGCCACCUGCCCAGAGCGGACGCAAUGCACCUCUUCCGAGACCCAGUCUCUGGAGAUCUGCCCUGGACCGGGAUGACUUUCGGGCUGUCUAUCAUGGCCACGUGGUACUGGUGCACCGACCAGGUCAUUGUCCAGCGGUCGCUCUCUGCUAAGAGCCUGAGUCACGCCAAGGCUGGCUCCAUCUUGGCCAGCUACCUGAAGAUGCUGCCCUUGUUCGUUAUCAUCAUGCCAGGGAUGAUCAGCAGGGUCCUGUACCCAGACACCGUGGCCUGCGUGGACCCAGAGGAGUGUGCCCGGGUGUGCGGGGCUGCUGUGGGCUGCUCCAACAUCGCCUAUCCCAAGCUGGUUGUUGAGCUGAUGCCCAGCGGGCUGCGGGGUCUGAUGAUCGCGGUGAUGAUGGCUGCACUCAUGUCAUCCCUGACCUCCAUAUUCAACAGCAGCAGCACCCUCUUCACUAUGGACAUCUGGAGGAAGCUGAGGCCGGGGGCCGGUGAGCGAGAGCUGCUCUUGGUGGGCAGCGUGGUCUGGAUCCCCAUCCUGCAGAGCUCCAGUGGUGGCCAGCUCUACCUCUACAUCCAGGCUGUCACCAGCUACCUGGCUCCUCCAGUCACCGCUGUCUUCAUCUUGGCCGUCUUCUGGCCUCGAGCUAACGAGCAGGGUGCUUUCUGGGGCCUGAUGGCGGGGCUGGCGCUGGGGCUGGCACGGAUGGGGCUGGAGCUGGCGUACCCCUCGCCCCGCUGUGGGGUCCCCGACCAGCGACCCUGGCUGCUCACCGACAUCCACUACCUGCACUUCGCUGUCCUGCUCUGUGCGGCCACGGCCGCAGUCGUGGUGGGGGGCAGCCUGCUGACCACCCCACCGCCUCCCGCCCGGCUAAAGGAUCUCACUUGGUGGACCCUCUCACGUGAGCCCUCCCAGCCCUCCGUGGUCAGCACAUCCCAGGGACCCCCUGAUGGUUCCUGCUCAGCUGCCCCAGGAGCCCAGCAGCCACCAAAGGCCCAGGGACCCCUGGCUGUGGCCCUCAGAGAUACCACGGACCCCCCUUUCUGGGCCCGUGUCUGCAGCAUCAAUGCCGUUAUCCUGAUGUGCAUCAAUAUUUUCUGCUAUGCCUAUUUUGCUUAGCAUCCUUCUGGCCCCCUGGGAACCACGGUGGAAAGAGGGAGGAAAGACGCUGGGAGAGGGGGAAGAAUGGGCAUUUGUGUGCUAGAUUUUAAUUAUCUUAUUUGGGAGAUAGGAUGUUUCAAUCCACUGGUGCAAUGAGCUGGGUGUUCUCAGCGCUGUGGACUCUGAGUGAAUCUCGAGAGGCUGUGAAGCAUGUGGGGCAUU